Molecule: messenger RNA, 3529 nt
Organism: Cyclopterus lumpus (lumpfish)
Lineage: Eukaryota; Metazoa; Chordata; Actinopteri; Perciformes; Cyclopteridae
Gene: tcirg1b
Product: T cell immune regulator 1, ATPase H+ transporting V0 subunit a3b
Exons: 21
Coding region: 294-2783 (829 amino acids)
Biological process (GO): proton transmembrane transport; vacuolar acidification
Cellular component (GO): vacuolar proton-transporting V-type ATPase complex; plasma membrane; vacuolar proton-transporting V-type ATPase, V0 domain
Molecular function (GO): proton-transporting ATPase activity, rotational mechanism; ATPase binding
Source: RefSeq, a predicted model, not a curated record
AAAAGGGAAGUGCAAGAACGAACCAACAACUUGUGAUAAACACGUCGGGCUUCGCUGCGCUCCCAGUCACCGGUCUGUCCGUCGGUUCGGGGACGGGUCGCGUGAAACACAGCUCGAGUCCAGCGGAUCCAGGAAGGCCGGCAGGUGAAGCCGGGUGACAGCCAGCGGGUUCCGGGGCUCUUUAAAGGUUUCUUCUUAUCCUCCGGGAACAGACUGCCGCUGUUAUCGAGACGUAAAUUAAAGCUGCAUUUCUAUUUCGUCACGGAGCUUCCCCAGUCAAUCACGAGGCAGUUAUGGGCUCCAUGUUUCGCAGUGAGGAGGUGUGCCUGGUGCAGCUCUUCCUUCAGUCAGGCUCGGCAUACAAUUGUGUCAGUGAGCUGGGAGAACUGGGCCUGGUUGAAUUCAGAGAUUUGAAUCCUAAUGUGAACGCCUUUCAGAGGAAGUUUGUCGGCGAGGUCAGGCGAUGUGAGGAACUUGAAAAAACGUUUACCUUCUUGGAGCAGGAGAUCAAUCGCUCCCUGUCUCCCCACUUGAACUGUCCCCUCCCUCCUCCAUGCCCGAUACCUUUGGCCCCUCAGCCUCGCGAACUCAUCACCGUCGAGGAGGAGUGCGAGAGGCUGACCAGAGAGCUCAAAGAGGUGUCCAGGAACAGAGACAGCCUCCGGACUCAGCUGACUCAGCUCUGUCAGUACCAAGGAGUCCUGACCAGGACUCACUCCCUCACAGCCUCACAGGCACCACCACCUGUACUGGAAAGCCAAGGGCUGUUUGAUAACCGCCAAGAUAUCCACCUCAGUUUUGUGGCAGGAGUGGUCCAUCCUUGGAAGGUUCCUUCGUUUGAACGGUUAUUAUGGCGGGCAUGUCGAGGUUAUAUCAUUGUGGAUUUCAGAGAAAUGGAGGAUCGACUCGAGCAUCCUGACACGGGGGAAAUGGUACAAUGGACAGUGUUUCUCAUCUCCUAUUGGGGAGAUCAGAUUGGACAGAAAGUCAAGAAGAUAUGCGAUUGCUUCCGCACACAGACGUUUGCAUACCCUGAGAGCACUGCUGAGAGAGAGGAGAUUCUCCAGGGACUUCAAGGCAGAAUUGAAGAUCUCAAAUCAGUGCUGUUUCAGACCGAGUCCUUCCUGCAGCAGCUGCUGAAUCGAGCAGUGGCUGUGCUGCCCCAGUGGAAAGUGCGUGUGCAGAAGUGUAAGGCGGUGCAGAUGGUGCUGAAUCUCUGCAGCCCCUCCGUCACAGACAAAUGCCUGAUCGCCGAGGCCUGGUGUCCUGUUACCAAGCUGCCUGAACUGCAGAGCGCUCUGAGAGAGGGAGGGAGGAAGAGUGGAAGUGGUGUUGACUCUUUCUACAACCGCCUGCCCUGCUCCAGCACUCCACCUACCCUGUUUCCCACCAAUUCUUUCACAGCUGGUUUCCAGAACAUUGUUGAUGCCUACGGAGUGGCCAGCUACCGGGAAGUCAAUCCGGCGGUGUACACCAUCAUUACAUUCCCAUUCCUGUUUGCUGUGAUGUUUGGGGAUGUGGGUCAUGGGUUACUGAUGACUCUGGCUGCUCUCUGGAUGGUCCUUGAGGAGAAGGACCCCAAAUUGAAGAAAAACGACAAUGAGAUCUGGAGGAUGAUGUUUGGAGGAAGGUAUCUGAUUUUGCUGAUGGGACUGUUCUCCAUCUACACGGGGGCCAUUUACAACGAAUGCUUCAGCAGAGGCCUCAAUACCUUCAACUCAGCGUGGCACGUCCGCCCGAUGUUCGAGAACAACAAAUGGAAUGCAUCAGUCCUCGCAGGGAACAAGUUCUUGUCCAUGGAUCCUGUUGUGCCUGGUGUUUUCACCACCCCAUAUCCAUUCGGCAUUGACCCGGUCUGGGGGCUGUCCAACAACAAACUGACUUUCCUUAACUCGUACAAGAUGAAGAUGUCGGUCAUCAUCGGUGUCAUUCACAUGACAUUUGGAGUCUGCUUGUCAUUUUUCAACUAUUGGCACUUUGGCAAGAUAAGCAGUGUGUUCUUUGUGCUGAUCCCUGAACUGUUCUUCAUGGUGUCUCUGUUUGGCUACCUGGUGUUCAUGGUGGUCUUCAAGUGGAUCGCCUACAAUGCAGACCAGUCCAAAUUCACUCCCAGUAUACUCAUCCACUUCAUAGACAUGUUCCUCUUCACAGACAACCCUGACAACCCAUUGCUCUUUGAAGGACAGAUUGUGGUGCAGAAGAUCCUGGUGGUGCUGGCCCUGUGUUCUGUCCCUGUCCUCCUGUUUGGGAAGCCCAUGUACGAAUUCAUCACAUUCAAGAGAAGACAACGUCAAGUUGAGGAAGACAGACGUCUGCUGGUGGCCGAGGAAGGCUCCAUCAACACUCGUCAGGGGGAGGGGGAGGGGGAGGUGGAGGGAGGAGCUUCUGAAGAAGAGGGGUUUGAUGUUGCAGACAGGUUCAUGCAUCAGGCCAUCCACACCAUAGAGUACUGCUUGGGCUGCAUCUCCAACACUGCCUCUUACCUCCGACUCUGGGCUCUUAGUCUGGCACAUGCACAGCUGUCGGAGGUGUUGUGGGUGAUGGUGAUGAAUAAGGGGUUGAAAUGGGAGGGCUACCUGGGAUCUGUAGUCCUCUUUGUGGUCUUUGCCUUCUUUGCUGUAUUGACUGUCUGCAUCCUGCUAGUUAUGGAGGGACUCUCAGCUUUUCUGCACGCACUCCGUCUGCACUGGGUGGAGUUUCAGAACAAGUUCUACAGUGGAUCAGGCUACAAGUUGAGCCCCUUCUCUUUCUCAUCUCUGAUCAAUGCAUCAGCUGCUAUUUGAUCGGCCAAAACAUUACUUGGGAUUGCCAAAUUAUUAUGUUAAUGUGUGUACGUUAUUGAAUACUUGGACUACAACUAAUCACAUCAGAAUGACUUUGUCUCCUCGUCUUAACGGUGGCAUUCUAUUGCCUGUAGGCUGUGACUUGCACAAUUAUUACGACCGUAAAGACUGUUAUUUUUGCAGUCCCUAUGUUAUUAAUUACAAUUGCAUUAUAUGAAAUGAAAAUAUAUACUUUUGUAUCCCCUUGCUAAUUAUUUUGUUUCACUAUCCGUGUAGUACUUUUUAAUCAGUCAGUAGCUCUAAAAAAAAUAAGAAUUUACACUGUACGAACAGCUAUUAUAUCAAUUAUUAAAAGGGAAAGGACACCAAUUAAUGAAUCUGUUCCGCAGUUUAAGGGAAGGUAUGGUUGUUGAAUUGGUGUAUAAGACAGCCCUGUAGGAUUCUUCAAUUGAUAGCAGGGAAUUGCAUGAAUGAUUUUAAUGAGCCAAAGACACUUUUUCCUCAUUGUCAUGUCUUCCGAGGACAACACACAAUAGAUAUUUAUUGGUAGUAGAAGUUUUUUUUUCAGGUGCCUUACCGGGACUGAGUACUUGUUAAUCCUGUAAGUCUUUUGGACAGAUAAUAACCUCUAAUAUAAUGCCACUAUUUUGAACAAAACUGCCUUGACAUUUAUAUUAUUUUCUGCCGGUUUGCACUGUAACAUUGAUCAAAUUUGAACUGGAAUUAAAUCUGAUUUUCUUGUUUAA